This is a messenger RNA of Lytechinus variegatus (green sea urchin), 2236 nucleotides long. RefSeq names its product m7GpppX diphosphatase-like (gene dcps). Gene Ontology annotation, molecular function: hydrolase activity; RNA 7-methylguanosine cap binding. The transcript has 4 exons. Lineage: Eukaryota; Metazoa; Echinodermata; Echinoidea; Temnopleuroida; Toxopneustidae. The record is from RefSeq and is a predicted model, not a curated record. Gene Ontology annotation, biological process: deadenylation-dependent decapping of nuclear-transcribed mRNA. The coding region runs from base 21 to 1112 and encodes 363 amino acids. Gene Ontology annotation, cellular component: nucleus; P-body.
GCAUCACAUAAACAACUAACAUGGCCGAAAAUCCACCAAAAGAAAAAAAGCGGAAAGUAUCCGGAGAAGAAAUUGAACGAGAUGCCUUGCAGAGUUUUAGAGGAUUCAAAAUAAAGCGAAUAUUGAAUCAAAAUUUGUCAUCUAAAUCCGUGUUCUUAUUGGGCCACAUCGAAUUAGAACCACAUGGAUCUGCAGGCAGUGCAGCAGGUGCUGGUGAACCGAGUGGAUCCGGAGGAACAGUCGCGGGAGGAGCUGCCCCGACUGGCACAGGCGACGAAGCAGGUGCAGCGGAAGGCAGUGGCAUUGAUGACCAAUCCCGGCUUCAGGCCGUUGUAUUGCUUGAGAAGACUGCAUUUACAGAAGACCUGUUACCCAAUUUGAUGUCAGAAAAAUCUGCUCUCAAUCGUUCCAUGCAGAAUGAUAUUUACGGUGUAUAUGAAUGCUUUCCACCCAAGGAAUUGUCGGGAAUAAAAACAACUUUGAUAUAUCCUGCUACUGAGAAACACAUCCAGAAAUACUCUGCUCAAGAUGUUCAUCUCAUCAAUGAAUCAUACGAGGAUUACAUAAAUAUUACACUACCAUACAUCGAAGAGAAGCAGUUUAAUAUUCAGUGGGUGUAUAACAUCUUGGAGAAGAAAGCUGAAUCAGAACGCAUUGUCUUUGAAGAUCCAGAUCCUGAGAUAGGCUUUGUUAUGUUACCAGACAUGAAGUGGGAUGAGAAACAAAUCAAUAAUCUGUAUCUUAUUGUCAUCAUUCAUCAGCGAGGUAUCAAAAGUCUACGUGAUCUCACUGCAUCUCAUCUUCCACUGCUGCGUAAUAUCCAGGAAAAAUGUUUGAACUGCAUCCAAGACAAGUAUGGUAUACCAGCAGAUGAACUGAGAGCAUAUCUCCACUAUCAGCCUUCCUACUACCACCUCCAUGUACAUUUUACCCAUCUGAAAUUUGAUGCACCUGGUACUAACAUUGGUCGCGCCCAUCUCUUAUCUUCAGUCAUUGAGAACAUUAAGCUGAUGUCUGAUUAUUACCAGAGGAAAGCUCUUGCAUAUAUCCUCAGAGAGAAUGAUGGACUCUUAGCAAAGUUUAGAGAAGCAAGAUGUGGGAAUGGAAAGUAAAAAAUGGAGUGAAUCGCUAUGUUUACUUUUUGUUGGGUACUACAUGUAAACUAGCAUAAGUCAAUCUUUAAGUCAAAUAUUGGCCAAAGUCAAAGUAAAUUUUUUAGACCAGAUUUUACUUGUUUUACCCUUUUUCUAGGUUGAAUUUCUUUCCAGUUGAGGAAAUUUCUGUGGUCCUAAAUAUAGAUUUGACCCGGACAAAGGUACCAAUAACUUGAAUAUUACUUGAAAAAAAUCUUACGUAAAACUGUUAGAUAUCACAAUAAAUAACUUAUUUUGAAACAUUCUGUUUGCGCAGUACCAGAGGUCUUUCUCAUACACAAAAUGGCGAACAUGAUAAAUCAUAUACAUGUAUUACCAAUAAAACUAUGGGAAAAACUGUCAUUGAUUUGCAAUUUGUUUUACAUUUGAAAUUUUAAUUUGUGACAGUUCCAUACAUACUUACAUGUAUAAGACAUUGAAAGUGAUUGCAUUUAUUGUAAUUCAGAUGGGAGCACAUGCCAUCCAGGGUUUAACACAUGGAAAUCGGAGAUUGAGUUUUAUACCAUCAAUGUGUCCAUGAACAGCAAAUAACAAGUUCUGAUUGAAAUGUUCACGUUUUAUUCAAAUAUGUCUCAAAAUGAUGAGAAAAAAUUAUCUUAAGGUACAAUAUUACAGAUCUUUGUAUACUUUCUAUCAUCUAUUAUAUGCAUGCAUAUAUGAUUAACUGAUUUAUUGUAGAAUUGGAAGAUUCGACUUUCAGCUCCAUUGAUUAAUUCUUGCCAAAUUUGGGAAACCAAGUUGUAUUUAUAAAAAUUUCAUACAUUUUAAUGGUUUGUAUUAGAAUUACACUUUACUUGUAUGGCAAGUUUCCCCAAGUCUGCACAGUCCCCCUUGUCUGCGCACAUGCAUAACUGAGCAAUUCUAGUAAAACAAGAUGCGCAACAAACACAUUACGCGAAUCCUGUGUUUAAAAAAUACCCCACCAGAUUAUAACACAGGAACUCCAUUGCCUUGCGUGUUGUGUCAAUGGGAGAUCAGGUGGGGUAUUUGAAACCCCAAUUUCAGAUUUUGGGAGAGCUCUUGUUUAAACUGGGGUGGGGUUCAUCUGACUGCUGGUAAUGCCUUGCGUGUUAGUCAAUGGG